Molecule: messenger RNA, 6957 nt
Organism: Aspergillus clavatus NRRL 1
Lineage: Eukaryota; Fungi; Ascomycota; Eurotiomycetes; Eurotiales; Aspergillaceae
Product: putative Rho guanyl nucleotide exchange factor
Exons: 6
Coding region: 1-6957 (2318 amino acids)
Molecular function (GO): guanyl-nucleotide exchange factor activity
Source: RefSeq, a predicted model, not a curated record
AUGGACUACUUUCGCAUCACAAAUAUCUGGUACGAGAAUAUCGGAGGAAAAUCAGGGGCCAAGGUCCGCUUUGAAAAACUGGACCUCUCUAAGAAAAGCUGGUGGGCAGCCAAAAGUUCUCCUGACCCGGUCCCUUUUCAUCAACGUCCUGAGAUCCAGUUGGAGGUGAAGUCCUGCGAAGGAUGCCACCUUUCGAGUCCCCAUAUAUACAACAAAGGCUGGAUGUGCUUGCAACCUUCCUGUAGCGACUUUUGGAAAAUAGACGGCAUCGAGCCUCCUGUGGACCUCACUUUCCAUUCCAACUUCCUACAGAGUCGCAACCCGCCUGCUCCUGAAAUUAUCCCGCACCAUGAUCUCGUACCUAAUUUGCUACCCACUCUAGAAGAAGAGGGUGGAGGCGUCAGCUAUGCGCGCAUCGCCUGGAAGGGGAUAGUGUGCCCCAAAUGCCGGAAAUGUAUAUCAAGAAAGCAUUGGUGCGGAUGGAAAUGCACUGACGUGCUGAUAAUGUCUACCUCCGUGGGAGCCCGCACCAGCUGCACGUUUGAGAAGAUGCUACCCAUGCAGCCUGUUUCACUGCGCUCUGUAAUUGAUGACUUCGGACUUGGACCGAACAGGCGGGCGUGUCAUUUCGAUCCCAGAUAUGCCAUACCAGAAAUUGAUGAUCAGACCAUCCUUCCCUAUAGAAAACUAACCUACAAGAUUCCCGGAGUUGGCUGCAUCACUCACUUUGUCUCCACCAGAACCAUCAACAGCCGUCCCAAUGGUCCCAAUGACCUCUUUCGACAGCUACAGGUUGCUGACUUUGGAUUGCGCCGCUAUCCAUUGCAGCAGAGUGUGGUCGCCGGAACUCUCACCGCACACUUUGCGGUCAAUUAUGGAAUGCCAUAUAAGUAUAUUGUCUCUGUGGAUUCCAAAAGUUUUGGAGAAGCCCCGGGGGAGGUCCUACGAGCGAUGGGCCGUCUGACAUGGGCUACUGAGCGGGCCGUGGCUGGUAGUGGAGAUACAUUUCUACCUCCGAACGAACUACUCAUGCUCGGCUACUUUGAGGAGAUGAGGAUUGGAUACCAUGAUGAUGGAGAGUCGUCCCUGGGGCCGACGAUCGCCACGCUGUCCCUUGGGGCAAAGUCCACCAUGUCCAUCCGGAUGAAGUACAAGUAUUACAAUGGGAUUUCCAAGACCAAGACGCUCCUGAAAGAGGACCCUGCUCUGGCGGGUAGCCGGAUGGAAGCGGAACGACGAAGUCUGAAGACUCAAUUCGCCAGCGGCGAGAUCGACCAGGCAACAUACGAUAGGCUACGCCGACAAACGCUACAGAAGGGGAGGUGCAGCGAGGCACCUGUAUAUAUCAAGAUGGAGCUCAAUCACGGUGAUCUGGUGGUCAUGCAUGGCGAGGAUCUCCAGAGAUACUACGAGAACGGCCAGUCGCCCUACUAUGGCCAAUCCAACAAUUCUACCCCACCGUCGACACAGCCUUCGUCCUCAACGAGUCGCUAUGAUACCUAUACCAGUCAGCAGCAACAGAACAACAAUCAUCAGCUACGACGGAUACCCAGCUACAUCGCAGGGGACGAUGCGGGUCUGUUUGGGGGUUCCAGCACCUCCAAUGCCAGGACCGUUAAUGGGUCUACGCGCUAUAAUGGGCAGGCCGGCGGCUACGGGGGUGAAGAGGGACAAGGCGCCUACAGUCUUGCGAACAGCGGGUAUGAUGACAACUCAGACCCCCGGUACGCGCAGAUCCCCUCGGGUGGACCACCACCACCAUUACCACUUCGCGACAGGGCGUUGUCUCAAUCCAACUACGCCUACCAGUACUCGUCGAUUGCCUCCCCAACGCAAGCGGCAUACAACCCCCAGCAAUAUGCCGUCCCCUCGACACCGUCACAGCAGCAGUUUGCGUACAACACACUUGCAUAUACCGCUAGUUCGAAUACGGUGGGGGGACAUCAACCGUACAAUCCGGCGGCGUACCAGUCGGCGAGUGUUGGAGGGUACGGUUCUCCCACAGUUCAGCGACAGCCGAGUAUGGCGAAUUUGUACGCGCAACCGCCGCCCACACCACAGACGUAUACCUCUCAGCAAUCGCUGCCACCUCCCCCGCCUCCCCGGGGCCCGGAUCAUCCCUACGGAAGUCGCACAUCUGGCCCAUACGGAAGCGCGUCACCAGCCGCGCAGUAUGGCUUUUCCGCACAAUCAUCCGUAUACAGCGUUGCUUCUCCGCUGAACCCGAACGCGCCAUACCCUCCUGCAAGCUCGUUAACCGCGACUAGCCUGACCUCAGCAACUUCCCGAUCAUAUUCGCAUGGAGCACAGGCCCUCGGAUAUGUACCUCAAUCUCCGCGUCGUUCGGAGGCCAUGAUGACGCCUUAUCCUGGUGACCAACCGCCGGAACCGCCCGCUCAUUCGGCACCCACGGAGGAUAUAUACGGCAAACGGCUGAGUUUAACUCGUCCCGGGUCCGGAAGGUCAUUGCCCACACCGCCCAUUCAAUCGAACCAGGGGCAAGUCUCACCCCGACGAACGGAUACACUGAAUCGUCACCCACAGGCGCGACCUUUACCCGGCCCUCCGGUCGACACAGAUGGCGAAUCUCCGCUCGGCACCAAUGGAACAGGCAGGAUGGGUAGUUUAGAUGGACGAUCGGAGCCGCCGUCAGCCGGGUAUGACUACUUUGGACGGCAGGGAGACGCCAUAGUUGAUCGUCACUCAAGCGGUGAUUCACGCUACGACUCGAAACCUCUGCACAUAGAUACCCAGACCACGAAUCAGGAAGCUCAGGAACCCAGCCGUCCUUUCAGUGCCACCUCGAGUAUGCGCCUAUCUCCUGACGAGAGGCAUACGCACACGAAUGGAAACAUCGCGACAGGCACGGGCCAGUAUGUCAAUUACGAUGCGUACAGCGACGAUAGCGAUGCAGAGGCCGCCGCGGGGCUGGCUAUGUUGCAGAUGGCGGAUGAGGAGGACCGGAUGCAAGCCGAACGAGUGAGGACCCAACGGGAGCGGGUCCACACGCGACGGGAGACCAAUGCGUCGAUUAUCAGUGCCUACGGUAGCCAUUCGUCGGUGCACGCGCCCUCCCCACGCGAUUCCCGUCCAGAUGGGAUGCAACACGCGCCGGAUGGGACCUCUGAUGGUGCUCAUUACGGUGGCUACCGCUACGAUGAUGAGCGUGAUGGGUACGCGGAGCAGUACGGCGACCAAAACACAAAUCAAGGUCGAAUCGUCGCUCCAUCGGGUUCGCGCAGGAGCUCCGACCUUUCGGCUGAGGACCGAGGGGAGUACUCGGACAGUUAUGACUACUAUUCCAUGGCUCAUGCUCAAGCGCAGCAGUACGAUGAUUAUGCUUCGGAAGCGCGAGUCGAUGCUGGCGGCACCGGGGGGCUAUCAGAACCCGGUGCUUACGAGCGGCGGAUGAGCUUCGACUACGGCGACGAGGCAGAAGGUCCACUGGGCUAUCCCGAGGAAGGACCACACUCUGACAGCGAAGGGUCAGAUGCAGGGGGUGUUCCAGGGGACCUUUUCUUUCAUCCCGGCAUGCGGCCGUUGCCACCAGCGCCCGUGGAACCGGCCAAUAACACGGACCUGAUCCCGCAUCUAAUACCAGCGGGGACAUACCGGCAUCUGGAAUCAGAUGGACUUCCGGAUCGAACGCAAUCCACAAGCGCCAACUUCCAUGUUUCGACGGAUUCAUAUGCAUCGACCGCAUCAACGCCAACAUCUCAAGUGCCACGGUCGACGUCGUUGUCGAGCCAUCCUAUUGGACCUCGAGCUGACCCUCCCAUCCGAUCCAAGACCGAUGCUGAUCGAGCGAAAUACAAGCAGCAGCUGGAAGCAAUUCGGCAGCAGCAGCAGGGAGGUGGUGCUUUCAAAUUCGAUCCUUCAGAGCAAGGUCCCGCGAUGACGCUUGACCUGCCCACAAUCCCAGCGGGACGUCGUAAGAAAUUCAACCCGACGAAACUGUCUUCGGAGCAGUUCAGAAAAUGCACCGAACCCUGGGCGCUAAGCUCUAUUCUCGUGUGGAUUCGCGAUCUAUGCGAGGAUGAAACGGAUCUUCGGAGGUCUGCCAUUCUCGAGGCGAUCGUCGCUCUGUUUACUCACAAAGUGCCGACGAUGAACAUCGCAGACGCCGAGACGCUGGCCGCGCGCGUGUUUGACAACAUGCUGGAGCAGGAAGCGUUGGUAUGGGAUGAGGAAUGGGUCAAGUUUGGUAGCGGGACCCUUUCUGGAGUCCUCUUCCAGAUCACCGGGACGGGCUGCUACUCGCCCGUGCUGCAUGAACAAGAGGCCGAGGUUUCUGGACGCUGCUACUCCCACCAUUGCAUGAGAACGCUGAAGAAGGUGAAUUUGAAAACGCAGAAGAUGGCACCGCAGAAGAAGGCAGAGGACUGGGUGACGUUCUACAAGGUUCCGAAGGAGGUGUGGGAAGCUCAUCCCAAGAAAGAGAUCGACCGUCAGAACAACCUGCACGAGAUUGUCACGACCGAGGAUGCCUUCAUCGGACAGCUGGACGUGCUCCGCGAACUCUACCGUGAUCAACUGGCCGGCAUGCAGCCAUCCAUCAUCCCGCCGAAGAGAUUGAACAAGUUCCUCACCGACGUCUUCGGCAAGGUGGAUGCGGUCAAGAAGGUGAACGAAGAGUAUCUUCUCGCGCAGCUUAAAUACCGACAGAAGGAACAAGGGCCUUUCAUCGUUGGGUUCAGUGAUAUCUUCCGGGAGUGGAUUCGCAAGGCCAAGACGGUGUACAUUGACUACGCGGCGACCUUCCCGCAUGCCAAUUACCUCGUACGCAAGGAGACCGAGCGGAAUGCGCUUUUCCGACAGUUCUUAAACCAGGCCCGUGAACACAAGAUGUCCAACCGUCUGAGCUGGGACACUUACCUCAAGUCUCCCAUCACUCGAAUCCAGCGAUACACGCUGUUGUUGUCGACUGUUCACAAGAAUAUGCCCAAGGAUUCGGAGGAAAAGGCCAACUUGGCGCAGGCUAUUGAGGAAAUCAAGGUCGUGGCUCUUGAAUGUGAUAACAAGGUCGGCGAAACAAGCAAAAAGGUCGACUUGAUGGAGUUAUCGGCCAAGCUUCAGCUGAGGCCGGAGAUGAAGAAGGAGGUCGAGCUGAAUUUGCAGCAUCUCGGUCGUGAGAUCGUCUACCGGGGCGACUUGCAACGUCCAGGUGCUCGGAUGCGGUUCCUUGUGGACACUCAUGCUAUUCUCUUUGAUCAUUACCUCGUGCUUGCCAAGCUGUCCACCACUCGCGAUCCAUCCAAAGCGGUCAAGUAUGAAAGCUACGAUGUAUCCAAGCUUCCUAUUCCUAUGGACCUUUUGGUAUUGGAGAGUACCAACGAUGACCCAGUGGUCAAGUCAUCCGUCCGUGGUGUCUCGUCGGUCGCGCCGCCUCAAGCCGUUUCACGGAGUACCGGCACAGCGCCCUUAAUACACACCAAUAGCGGGAACUCAAGCAAUUCCGCCUCUGCUUCCUCGGGCAAGACGCUGGUCCCCAGCACCGUGCUCGAGACAUCCAAAGAUGACAAGAUUCUAUACCCAUUCAAAGUGAAGCAUCUUGGCAAGAAUGGGACCUUCACGCUGUACGCCUUUUCCGCGCAGAACCGGCAGGAGUGGUGUGAGAAAAUCAUCGAGGCAAAAACGAAGCAUGCUGCCGCCCUGUUCGCGCAGAAUGCGGAGCCCUUCCGCCUCCGCGUGCUGGCCGACACGGCCUUUGCCAAUUCAGACCAUUCAGCGUCGUCCAAACGGACCGUCACUAUCAAGGGUACUCCCCUCGACCGUGCCAUCCGGGAAGUCGAAGAGCGAUAUAGCGUUUCCAACAAGCGGCCGGUUCCCGUUUGUAGGACCAGCGUCCACUGUGCGACGGUGUUCCAGCAGCCUGUCGGCCGCAUGAUGUGCGCUGUUGGGACGGAUUUCGGCGUGUACAUUUCUGAGUACAAUAACCCUCGCGGGUGGGUUCGGGCGAUACCCGUCAUCCGAGUGACGCAGAUUGCGGUGUUUGAGGAGUUCAAUCUCUUUCUGCUGAUUGCGGACAGGUCUCUGGUUGCGUACCACUUGGAUGUAGUCUGUCCUGCGAGUGGCAUGAACUCGCAAACAACCAAGGACUCCGCUCGUCGGGCACCGCAGAAGCUGUCGGGUAACCGCGAGGUCGGAUUCUUCGCCGCGGGACACAUGAAAGACCGCACGCUGGUGAUGUAUAAGAAGCGGGACGGGCUGUCAUCCACAUUCAAGGUGCUAGAACCCGUUCUACAGAAAUCCGCCACGAGCCGCAGCCGGCUCUUCCAGUCACGCCGCUCGCAGACCGAGUUCUUCCGCGAAUACGACGAAUUCUACAUCCCCGCCGAAAGCUACGGCAUCAACAUGUUCCACUCGUCGCUGGCCAUCGCCACGCAGCGCGGCAUCGAGGUCCUGACUCUGGACAAAAAGCAGACAUGGUCCGUGCCUGACUUCCGGUCCGAGGCCCCCGAGGCGCAGGCCCAGCUGAGUAGCAUCGCCCACCGCAUCAGCAGCCUGCGGCCGCUGGGCAUGUUCCGACUGAGCGACAGCGAGUUCCUCGUCGCAUACACCGAUUGCGCCGUGUACGUGAACAAGCAUGGCGACGUCUCCCGCAGCGUGAUCCUGGAGUUCGUCGGCCGCGCGCACUCGGCCUGCCUCUACGGCAAGUUCCUCAUCCUCUUCAACGAGGACUUCGUCGAGGUCCGCAACGCCAUGAACGGCCGCCUGCGCCAGGUCAUCCCCGGCCACGGCGUCGUCUGCCUCGACGACGGCAGCACCCUGCCGGGCUCUGGCGCGAACGCCGUCCCCACCAACGCCGGCACCGCCGCCAACCUCGCCAGCGGCCUCGCCAACGGCGUCGCCCUCGCCAGUAGCGGCCACACCGUCAAGAUCUGCAUGCAGCAUCCCGAGUACGAGCGCAGCCAGCUUGUCCUCGAGUUACUCGAGAACGAGGGACAGAAGGACUAG